AUGGCAGCUGUCCGUCGCUCUGCCAUUGGACCGAUCACCCACUCGUUGGAAUGGCCUCCGUUGCCUGCCUCGACCUUGUCUCGUGUCUUCGAGCCAACGACCGUUGCGGCAGCGAGCCACAUUCGCACCUAUGAUUAUUGGUCCCCAGGUGGCUGCCUCCCUCAAACUGUUCACAGUCCUGCCUCGGAUUCCGGUUCGGGCUCGUCUGGAGCGACCACUCCACUUGCCGAUUACUAUUACCAGCAACAGCAACAACAACAGCAACAACAGCAAGCGUUCCAUCCACAGCCACAUAUUAUGCUACAAGAUGAGGAAGACGACUUCUCCCCACCAAAUUCUGUCGGCUCAAGCCAACACUCGACCCCUGCAUUGGGAGCCAUCCCCUUGCCAACGGCACCUCUCUCAGACAAGCAUCAGGCUAUUCUCAGCAGCUUUAAAUCUCCUAACACAGAUAUACCGAACACGACAGUACCUCCUCGGAGCGAAAACGAGCGGUACCACUGCACAGAGUGCUCAAAGACGCUUUUGGGUUUUGACGCAGAGACGCGGCACAAAGCGUGGCAUCACCUACAAGAAAGACGCCGGAGGAUUCAGCGGCACGAGUCUCAAGAACACAAGUCAGACACAAGUCCGCAGCCAGGUCACAAGAGCUAUGUCGCAUGCAACUUUUGUCGAUCGAUGGGAUCAGCAAAGACGGACCAGGAAGUUACUAUUGCCCCGCAUACCCCUCUCGAUGGAGAUAAUGGACUAAAUUCAAACUCGAUAAACUAUAGACAACACCCUUCCAAGUAUCCAGCUCAACAUGGGUCAGUAGAGCUACAUGAAGCGCGAAAUUACCCGCAUUUGGAUCAUCAAAGCACAGAGUUCUCCAACGAUUCCUCUCUCGCUGCUUUUUCCGCAACUAGGUUGACUGGUGCGUUGCCAGUCCGACACGAACAGCUGCCAGAAUUGUCACUUUCCGCAACUUCCCCAGUGAACAUAGCCGAAGACAUUGAGCAGUGGGCUAGAGGCGUGCCAAUAAGUGCGGAAGAGAUGGAUGGAGGCCACGGAGAGGCGAACGAGAUGUCAUCAUAG
Molecule: messenger RNA, 1074 nt
Organism: Serendipita indica DSM 11827
Lineage: Eukaryota; Fungi; Basidiomycota; Agaricomycetes; Sebacinales; Serendipitaceae
Source: the annotation of a GenBank genome assembly